This is a messenger RNA of Vigna unguiculata (cowpea), 3230 nucleotides long. Its product is annotated as toll/interleukin-1 receptor-like protein. NCBI's taxonomy places the organism in Eukaryota, Viridiplantae, Streptophyta, Magnoliopsida, Fabales, Fabaceae. The record is from RefSeq and is a predicted model, not a curated record. Gene Ontology annotation, biological process: signal transduction.
CCUUAUUUUAUAAUUUUUAAAAUUUGAAUUUGGAUAUAAAUUUUUCUCUUUGCCCAUAACCUUUUCUCUUUCUCAGUGGUUCAUGAAACUUUUUUCGCUCAAGGGGAAGGAAGAAGGUGCUCGCUGGUAGGAAGAAAAAAUGGAGAAGAACCAUUUCGGAUCGAUUUCAGAGCGUUCUGUGUGAGGUGCUCACGAGGAUGAUUUCAGCAUCUCUUACGAAACCAUUGGACGUGGUGAAGACGCGGUUGAUGAUGUUGGUGCGCGACGAGGGUUAUUAGAGUAGAAUGAAUGAAUGAAGAAAAAUGUUUACUGUUGUAUAAUCUUUGUUAAAAAAGUUAAUAUUUAAUUAUUACAUUAGAUAUUUAAUGUGAUUGAAUAAAUAAAUAAAUAAUUUAGAUAAAAUAUUACUAUAUUAUUUGUUAGAAUAAAUGUAUCAUCUUGUAUUUUUUUAUAUAUAAUUUAGAUAUAAAUAGCUCUUCGUAUAAACAGUCCUAAAUUUUAUUCACAGCAGAAAUAUUGCAUACUCAAGCUUGUGCUGGUCAAAAGUGAAGAGACAUGAAACACUUUCUCAAAGCAAUGUUGAACCAAUGGACCCCACUUGGAACCCUUUUACGAUACUUCUCAGAAAUUUGCAUCACAUGGACAUUUUAUUUACAUUCAUUUUUCUAGUUCUUUAAUUGUUGUAAAAGAGUCUAGUUAUUCUCUCUUGCAUCUCAGAAUUUCUUGUGCUCAGGUAAAGAAUUUUUGUUUCAUUCUCUCCCAUAAGAACUGUGAUCUGUUUUCAAUUUUACCUCUGAAUAGAAAUAAUGGAUAUGGUUAAUUUGGUAUCUUCUGGUUUUCUCUUCUAUCUAUGCUCAUGUUGAGGAGAAGUGUCAAGAACAAAGGGAAAUAUAAAAACAUUUUCUAUCUCUUCAAUUGUAGUGUUAUACUCAUUGCAGGUGCAAGAUGGUUGAGCAGAGAAUUAUGAGUGUUGUUCCAUCUUCCUCUAACUCUUGUACAAAAAAAUAUGAUGUUUUUAUAAGCUAUCGAGGUAAAGACACACGCAAGAACUUCAGCACCCAUCUUUAUGAGGCUUUGAUGCAAAAGAAAGUGGAAACCUAUGUAGAUGAAGAUAUUGAAAAGGGUAAUGAAAUCUCAGCAGCACUCAUGAAAGCCAUUGAAGAUUCUCGUGUAUCUAUUGUUGUGUUUUCAAAGAAUUUUGCUUCUUCAAAGUGGUGCUUGAAUGAACUCAUAAAGAUUAUGGAUUGCAAGAAAGAGUUGGGACAGAUUGUAAUACCAGUGUUCUACAACACAGAUCCAUCCCAUGUCAGGAACCAAACUGGGAGGUUUAUGGAGAGCUUUGUAAAACAUGAAGGAGAACCCAACUGCAUAAAAUGGAAAACUGCUCUCACUCAAGCAGCCAACUUAGCUGGAUGGAGCUCUCAAAAUUAUAGGACUGACUCUGAAUUACUUAAGGACAUUGUUGAAGAUGUUUUGGAAAAAUUGCCUCCUAGAUGCAGAAACCAAUGUAAAGGAUGGUGGAAAACCUUACACGGAAAGCCCAGCUUCAAGCAAUUGCAAAUGAAGAAAGUGCCAAAUGCAAAGCAGCAGAGAAAGUGAUCAAGUCACUUACUUCACAGGUAAGUCUUUACUCAAAAUUGGUGGAAGAAUGGUUUAUUCAACCUGCUAAAUGAAUCCUAUUGAGAAUGAAGUUGUGGUUGCUGAGGUAAUCUACCUUGAAUGCUCUAUACUUAGAUAAUCUCUGGUAGUUCUUAUGUUUACUGAUAAAAGUACUUUCAUAUUUUAAGAUCAGCAAAUUGACUUAGAUACUUGCUUUCAGAUAUGUACCCUACAUAAAUUGUAUAUAACUUUGGUCUGAUAUGAAUUUAAUUUGAGAUCUUGCUAUUGUCACAAGUCUGAUUUCUUUGCUUCCAAUUGGAUUCAUGUACAAUUUCAAUUAGCAUUGCACUCAUUACAUUAGGAAUUAGCUACAUCUAUUUGCACAAUUCUGAUUCUGCAUUCACGUUUUGACCAUUGUUGUCACAGAUGGGUUUAAUGUAGCAACCUGGUUUCAUGCAUAAUUGAAUUGUCUUGCUGCUGCUAGGUGCUUACUUUAAUGUUGUCACAUAUAUGUUUUAGGCUGAUUUGUUGUUGUGUUACUCAGGUUUAAUGCUCACAUAAUUCACAUAAUCUCAUCCAGUGUAGCAUCAUUUUCUUAUUUCCAUUCAUGCAUCCAUCUUAGCCAUUAUGCAUUACAAUGAUUGGCUAUAAUUAUAAGUGUUUUUCCAUCAAUUCAUUUUCCAUUCAUCUAUCUUAACACAACUGCAUUGCAUAUGAAUUUGAAUUAAAUUAGGUAUGUUGCUGAGUUAAAAUGCCUGAAGUGAAUAUGGGAUGAUUUAUUUUGCUGUUGUAAUUUGAAUAUCAAUUCUAUCUAGAGUUUGUGUGCACAUGUAGCUGAGUUAAAACAUCCAGAUUUGGCAUUUAGUUUUAGAUAUUGCAUCAUUCAAUUUUGCAUUGCUUUAGGUUGCAUUUGCAUCAUAUUUCUACAUUAUUUUUGUUGUAGUUCCCACAUCAUAUAAGCAUUUUUGUUCUCAGUUCAAAACCUAGCAUUCUAUUUUCACGUUAUACAUCUACAUAGCAUUCAUGUUCCCCCACAUCCAUUGCAGUUGGGCCUUAAUCCAUUUACUAAGUUGUUCUGCAUUUUAGAAUUGGUCAGGAUAAACUUUUGUGCACACUGGUUAACACUUACAUCUAUUCUCCUGCAAGUUUCCAUCAAUUCAAUUGGCAUUCUACACUUCUAUUUUUCUGAUUAAAUUGCUCCAACCAUCAAUUAAAUACAUGCUACCAACAUCUGACUUGUUUGAUGCCACAUGAUAUCUAGAUUUUGAUGUUGUUCUUGGUCUGUAGCAGCAUUUUAUCCGAGCAGGUUUGCAUAUGCAUGUUUCAUUCAUAAGACUUGUUUCAUUCAUGAUUAUUCUUUGUUGAAGUAUCUGUUAUAAAGAAUUGUUCUUAAACAAUCUUUCUUUGCAGAUGUUUGCAAAAGAGGUUAUGAACUUUGUUGAGCCACAAGGUAUCAUCUGGUCAAGGAAGUGUUCAUAAUAUCAAGUACUGCAUUAGAAGGAUGUUAUUUAAUUUUUCAUUAUGUUUAUUUUUCUUAUUUAAAACAAAUAACAUUGUAAUGACUUAUUAAUUUUAACUUUUACACUGUCAUAUUGUAGACUUUGUUCUUUGUCCCUUUUAUAAAUGUUAUA